Molecule: messenger RNA, 1422 nt
Organism: Exophiala aquamarina CBS 119918
Lineage: Eukaryota; Fungi; Ascomycota; Eurotiomycetes; Chaetothyriales; Herpotrichiellaceae
Exons: 1
Coding region: 1-1422 (473 amino acids)
Source: RefSeq, a predicted model, not a curated record
AUGGCAAGCCAAGGUCCUCCACCAUCAUCGCUCCCUCCCUCCAUGGGUCCUGGCGCCCAUCCUGUUCAACCUGGAAAUACAUCUCGAGUGCAGAUGUGGGACAGGUCCACUUACAAGGUUCAGAUCGACUCUGAAUACCUUACUCUAAAGUACACGCCGCGUGACAGAGGUGAAGUUCAACAGCAUGUUUCCUUCAACAACCUUCCCCUCGGUUCCUUUAAGAGAUGGCUCUUAUAUGGUGGUCCCCAGAGGGCCUACUCUUCUGGCAUCUACGCCAUCGACACUAUCCGUGUCUUUGAGGGUUUGGUCGAAAGACAGCUCACGCCCCGAGAAGCCGAAGGCCUUGUCUAUCUGACCUCAAAUACUGAGGUGUAUGCAAUUACCGGCAGCUUGGUCGGUUGUUUGGCUGGCAGUACAUAUGCCUGGCGCACUCGCGAGAAAAUGAAGUUCCCUCUCCGCGCUGCCCAGCCUCUUGAAAGAUAUAACAACUUUCCUAAUCGAUACCUUCCCAUUCUCCGCGGCUCCGUCGCCCAGACCGCCUGGCAUAUAACGAGAGCCAACGUUUGGGCCGCUGCGGGUGUCAUGGCCAUCCGUCCACUAUUUGCCGCAAUGGGGAACUAUGCCUUAUGGUCGGGCCUCGCUGAAGACGAGCGCACUAAAGAUCUACCCCCGUUGAUACAGGCCAAUAGUAAGGAGAGGCGCCAGAGGGGAGAAAAUACUCGCACGCGAGGGCCUCAUCAAGCUCAGCACAUUAAAGCACAGGACGAUCUACAAAGUCAAGCCUUGGACCAAGAUCAAGCCUAUACCCUUGACCAAGCCCCUCAGGAUUGGGAUCAGCAGACCUUUUCCAAGAAUGACUCUGAGACUCGUGACUUUCGCGGACCAGGGGAUUUCAAGCCGACAGAGCCCGUUGCUCCGUCGGUCAGUGGACGCGGUAACUCACACAGUUUCCCGAACCCCAACAAGCCACCAGCAAAUGCAGAUGUUUUCUUCGAUGACGAUGAUGACGCUUCGCCAACUGCCGGUCAGGCCCUCAGACCAGAAUCACAGGGCGGAAGUGCUUGGGAUCGCAUUCGCAAGGGGGAGAGCUCUGGCCCUUCCAGUCGACAAGCACAGAACCAGGGUUAUACACCUAACUCGCCUUCCCCUACAUCCCCGCGUGGCUGGAGGCGAGUAGGAACACAAAAACAAGACGCCCAGUUCGAGAACUCGGCCGAUAGCUUUUCCUUCUCCAAGACUGAAGCUGAUAAGCAGUUUGGCCGCGAGCAAGCGCAGAAGGACUUCGACGACAUGCUCGACCGCGAGAGAAGGCAGAGUGGCAGUGACGAUUAUGACCGUGGGAUGAAGGCUGUCGAGUCUGGUCAGGAGAACCCGACAAAUUCUGACCUGAGUUUAUGGGAGCAGAGGCGGAGGAGAAAUUGA